CCUCGGGCUCCUGGUCCCGGCGGCCGCCGCUCCCUCCCGGGCCCCGCCGGACGCCGCGUCCCGCCGGCCCGCGGGGCGGCAGAAGAUGGCGGCGGGGGCGGCCCUACGGCUGCCGGAGGGCGCAGGGCACCUGUCCCGGCCUUCCGGGGCUGCCUGCCCGAGCGGAGCGGAGCUGAGCUUCGGAGGGGCGGCAGCGCUGGAGCCGGAGCCGGAGCCGGAGCCGGGGCCGGGGCCGGGCGGGCGGCGGGCGGCGGGAGGCGGGGAGAGCGCCGGCAGCCCUCCCAGCAGCCCUCCCGCCGCCGCCAUGGCGAGCGAGCCGCCGGCCUGGAGCCCGGCCUCGGCACAGGCGGCCUCGCUGCUGGAGGAGGCGGCGGAUCUGCUGGUGCUGCACCGGGACUUCGCCGCCGCUGUGGAGAGAUGUGAGGCGGGCUGCGACAGCCUGGGCCCCGGCCCCGGCGCCGAGAGUUCUGCAGAAGUGAAAUGCUCCCUUUGUGUUGUGGGGAUUCAGGCGCUGGCUGAGAUGAACCGGUGGAGAGAAGUUCUGUCUUGGGUCCUACAGUAUUACCAUGUCCCCGAACAUCUGCCUCCAAAAGUUCUGGAGCUGUGUAUCCUGUUAUACAGCAAAGUGAGAGAGCCCCAAGUGAUGCUGGAGGUUGGCAGUAGCUGGCUGAGAGACCAAGCCAAUAAGAACCUCCUCGAGUAUGGUUCAUUGCUGGAGCUCUACCUGUUGCACGUGUUGCUUCCGCUUGGCCAGUUUGAGGGGGCAGAAGAGCUUGUACGUGGCUGUGAUGUUCUUGACAGUGAACAGCAGCUGGCAUUUCUCGGGACCAUUCGUGAAAGCCGGUGUCAGCAGACUCAAGGGGAAGAGAUGCACUCCACUGAUGAAGAGCAGCAGGAUGCAGCAACAGAAUCUGUUUUGGGUGCUCUGUCCCAAAAGCUCUUGGCCAUGUUGACAUUGCUACGUCGAGCAUUGAGGUCCAUGUCAAGCCAUUUCUAUUUACUUCCUUAUAAAAAGAUGCUCUUGGCUACUUUUCUCCUUUACCUGGUGGUGGUGAGAUUAGAUCCAGCUUCUCCCACAUCACUGCCGUUCAUUUACAAACUGGUCCAGCUCUUCCGACAGGCUUGGGCAGCUGUCUUUUCUCCAAUCCAUAGGCCUCCAAUUCAAGACUAAGCAUAUUCCGUCACAGAAAGCGUUGUUCUCCGCUGUUGUGUGUCAGCUUGUCUUGAGGAUGUUACCAGGCUCUUCAAGGACUGUCAAAAUUAGUAUCCUAAUUGACAUGAGCACUUGUAACUCUUGUGUGGUGACAACUUCGUUUCUUCAGAUGGGGAAUAGUGGUGUAUGAAUUUUGAAACCACAUCAAGUAUUCCUGAUGUUUUCCUCAGCUCUACAGCACUGGCCUGUCCAACACCGGGGUAAAGCCACUCCCUCCAUAAUUGACAACUUAAUAAGAAUCCUUUUUCAAACACUUUGCUUUGGAUGUAGCUCUUGAGUGAGGGUUGUGUAGCCAGUUAAGAGCUAUGGAAGAAAGUUUUACCCUUACAAGUGCCAGGCAGUUCUACGAACAAGUGAAACAGCUUUCCUGACGGCACAACUGUGAAAGGCAGCAGAGUACCAGUAAUUAAGGGAAUAUUCUGUUUUGCCUGAAGACAUCUGAAAAGCCCAGUUCCUGCAGCAUGGGAUUUAGGACAAACGUGGAAAAAAAAUACCAGAGGAAAUGAAGGCUAUUGCAUUUUGAAGGCUGUGGUUUCUCUUGUGACCGAUGCCUUCUUGUAUAGGUGCUCUUGAUUUUAGUCAAGUUUAAUCCAGAAAGGUAAGGUGGUGGGCCACAAAGACUGUUGUGCUGCGCCUACACUUCCUAAAUGCAAAUUACAGCAUUUCAUGCUUCCCUGAUACAUCAUAAUUCUUAAGAGCACAUACUGGUGGUAAGGAAAUAGAUUUAUUUUUUUUAAACUAUAUUCUGUAUUACUGUCUAAUUGAACAUCUCAAGUUGUUGCAUUAAUUUUACUCUUUCCCUGCCUCUUACUUUGUUUAUGUAGGUGUUUAAAAGUCUCUGUAUGUCUAGAAUCUGACUCCCCCUCCAGCCCCAGUAUCUAAAUCCUGGUUUAUGUAGGAGCCAGUUAGCAGUGCUUUAUAAUUCAGAAUAAAAGUUUAUUAAUAAGUAGAAAGAGAUUAUUUCCCUGAGAUCCCAAAACCUUGCCCAGAUCUGUGGCAAGAACAUUACUGUCUUUGCAGAAGAUCUGUUACCAGACUGACCUUAUUUCUGACCAUUUGGGGCAGAAUUUGGAGUAGAACAUGAAUUUCUUCUCCAUCCAUCUACUUAUGCUUACUUGACAAAGAGUAAAUUCCAAAGGAGAGAGCACUGUGCUACUUAAUUAGUGCUUCCACUGGAGCAACCUCUUGUUUGCUGGAGAGACAAGUUAAAGGUAAGGACAAGGCAAACGAGUUGCCUGCUAUCCCAGCAUCUGUGCCAAAAGGGUGCAGGCUGGCUAAGGUCAGCCCAAACUACAAAAUGUUGAGCAAAGCAGCCUUUUGGGUGGGCAAAUUCUAUCCCAACACACCAAACCUGUGACAAAUACCUAAUAUAGAUCCCAGUACAACAGUAGUUUCAUUCAGCUUGCUCCUUUGUCUUUAGGAGUCACCAUACCCUGAGGUGUUGGCUGUUUCUGUCCUCUUCACAGGGAUAGUAGGCUGUUGGUGCCUUUAAACUCUUUGUGAUCGGUUGCUUUGUUGUCUACCAGCCACUUUGAAAACAGUUCUGUGUUCUUCUUGGAUUAUCCCACUAGAGAAAAACUCCAAUCAUAAUGUCAGUUAAACUGAGACAGGUCAGUCAUGAAUGCAGUAAUGACCUUACUUAGUUAUCUCAGAGUAAAACCCAAAAUAACCCCAUAUCCCUCCCCAAGGUUUUUGUCUCUGCUAGGACUUUACACCAGGAAAAGUAGCACAUAAUGUGUCACCUUAUUAAUAAGUUAUUUUGUAUAUAUUCUCUGCACAUAGGGAAGAGCUGCUCUUGACAUUGCUAGAUGGUUCUUGUAAUCCAGCUUUAAGUGUAGUUAAAACUUUGUAACCAACAGUUAAUGGGAAACCAGGCAGAAUCAAACACACAGGUUCUAUCUGAAGUUGUGCGCUUUCUCGAAAUGACUAUGUUGUAUCUACUGGCCCCCUGCUUUGCAAGGCAUCCCCUUAAGUACUUUGUAAGCCAGUUAAUGAAACAGGAAACUUCAGUCCAAAGUCGGGCCAAAUUCUUUCUGAAUUGACUGUUUAGGUAACAAGCAAUUUUGGCUCUGUUUUUCUAUUAACACUUUUAGUUAUGGCAGAGCUGCAUUUUGGGAGUUGGGACCAGGGGUCUGGGCAGGCUAUACAUUAUGUUUAGAAUGCUGUUAAAUGUCAUACCCGGUCAUUUAUCAGGACUUCAACUUGAUUUUAAGUGUAGGUUGGUAACCUUCACUUUUUUGGAGUACUACUGACUUUGCAUGUGUUGUAUUUAAUUCAAGAAGGCAGAAAAGUUAAUCAGGGUUUUUUUUGCAAUUAAUAUUAAACUGCGGUAUUUAAUUUUCACAAUAAAGUGACUACUGAUUUA
Messenger RNA from Apus apus (common swift), 3578 nucleotides. It is a transcript of the gene PEX26, whose product is annotated as peroxisomal biogenesis factor 26. The transcript has 5 exons. The record is from RefSeq and is a predicted model, not a curated record. Bases 86 to 1171 code for a protein of 361 amino acids. NCBI's taxonomy places the organism in Eukaryota, Metazoa, Chordata, Aves, Apodiformes, Apodidae. Gene Ontology annotation, molecular function: protein-containing complex binding; ATPase binding. Gene Ontology annotation, biological process: protein import into peroxisome membrane; protein import into peroxisome matrix. Gene Ontology annotation, cellular component: peroxisomal membrane; peroxisome.